Molecule: messenger RNA, 2145 nt
Organism: Mesocricetus auratus (golden hamster)
Lineage: Eukaryota; Metazoa; Chordata; Mammalia; Rodentia; Cricetidae
Product: myocyte-specific enhancer factor 2B
Exons: 8
Coding region: 623-1642 (339 amino acids)
Biological process (GO): positive regulation of transcription by RNA polymerase II
Molecular function (GO): protein dimerization activity; DNA-binding transcription factor activity, RNA polymerase II-specific; RNA polymerase II cis-regulatory region sequence-specific DNA binding
Source: RefSeq, a predicted model, not a curated record
GUAGAUCAGGCUGGCCUCGAAUUCGAGAUCCACCUGCCUCCUGCCGAGUGCUGGGAUUAAAGGCAUGCACCACCAAUGUCAGGCUCAACAAAACAAAUUUAAAGAAGAGUGGCUGAGGUAACUCAGCUGACAGACACCUGCUGCCCACCCAAGUGCCUGAGCUCCAUCUGCAGGGCCAGUGUGGCGGACAGAGGGGGCGUGUCUCCACUCAUGUUCAAGGCUGUGCCCCGCGCCACGCAAACACACAGUCGUGGGUGAGCCUCCAUGUCUGUGUCCACUGCCCAGAGCACCUCCUCGUGACCUUUCCAUUUGAGUACGUGGUGUAUCCCAGACUGUCCUCCGUCUGCCAGGUGGAGCUGAGCUUGGCCUGGAAACCAUCUUCUUCCUGCCCUGGCUUCCUGGGUGCAGGAACGUGGAGGUGCAUUUGUCGCGCAUGCAGUAUGCCCAGCGGGUGGCCAGUAAAGACAGUCCGGGUUAAGUGGCCGGCCUGCCUUCUGUCAUCUGGCUCUCCCGUUUGUGUUUCAGGGGCUUGAAGCGGGCAGGACAGAAGCUGGGUACUGUUGGCCAUCUUCCACUCCCUCCCUCCUUCUCUCAGAACAGGCACGCGGGACAGCCAGGCACGAUGGGGAGGAAAAAAAUCCAGAUCUCCCGCAUUCUAGAUCAAAGGAACAGGCAGGUGACGUUCACCAAGCGCAAGUUCGGGCUGAUGAAGAAGGCUUACGAGCUGAGCGUGCUGUGUGACUGCGACAUCGCGCUCAUCAUCUUCAACAGCGCGCAGCGCCUCUUCCAGUACGCGAGCAGCGACAUGGACCGCGUGCUGCUCAAGUAUACGGAGUACAGCGAGCCGCACGAGAGCCGCACCAACGCCGACAUUCUGCAGACGCUGAAGAGGAGGCGCGUGGGCCCGGACGGGGAGGCGGAGGAGGGGCCGGAGGGGCCCGGAGAGAAGCUGCUGAGGACGCUGGGGGGCGCCCCGGCCGCGCCCCGGCCUCUGCUCUACCCCGUGGCCCCUGCGACGUCGGUCCCGGAGCUGUCGUACCGAGUCCCGCUCGACCCCAGCGGGCCGGGGGAGGCCCCGCCUGUCCACAGCCGCCCGCCCCACUUCCGACCCCCGGGCCCGGGACACCCCAUCUUCUCUGCGAGCCACCUCGCCGGCAAGACUCCCCCACCCCUGUACCUGGCGGCUGACGGGCGGAGGCCAGAGCUACCCGCCGGCCUGGCUGGGGCCCGCGGGGGCCUGGGCGCCUCGAGGAGCCUGUACAGCGGCCUGCAGAGCCCCGGCGCCCCGGGUCCCGCCCCGGGGAGCUUCGCCUUCCUGCCCGCAGGCCCCACAGAUUGCACCCCCGGAGACGCCGCUCCGCUCCCCCUGCAGCCCUCGCCCUGGCCCCUGACGAGGGACGCGGUGGACCCGAGCCGGCCCGGCGCCCGCAGCCUGUGUGAGGAGGGCCCCCCCAGCCGGGUGGCCUCCCCUCCGACGCCCCCGAUCAGCAUCAAGUCCGAGCGGCUGUCCCCGGCCACCGGGGCCUCUGGCGACUUCCCCAGGUCCUUUCCCUACCCUCUGCUCCUCGCCAGGCCCCUUGCGGAGCCGCUGCGGCCCGCGGCCUCCCUGCGCCGCUUGACCCCCGACAGCUGGCCGCGGUAGAGCGCAGAGGGCUCCUCCAGCCUCCUCAGAGAUCUCGGGUUCCCUGCACAGCCCGAAGGGCGAGGGCAUGCAACGCCCGUCACCCGUGAGGCACUGUUCCUUCCUGGGGCUGCUGCAUCAAUAAAGCCCAUGGCUCCCGGAGUGUGCUCGGAAACCUCCCCACCCUGAGCCUCCCAAACCCGAGGUAUCCACACCCAGUCUCUCCAAAGGCCUCCUUUAUGUAUUCUGGUUCUGGGGUGCACGUUGUAGAAACGGAUGGAUUCUCGAGAGGAGCAAGGUCUGGGGGAGGGUGGGAUGUGUCCCGAGAAAGAGCUCCAGGAGACAUCAGCAAGGGCAAUCCAGAAGGCCUGAGCUGCUCCGGUCUGAAAUGAAUUCACAGCCGCAUCAGCAUGGCUGGUGGGAGUUGCCUGGGGUGACCAGGAGUUCUAGACUAGCCUGGGGCAAGAAAAACAAUGCUUUAAAAAAGUAAACAGGAGCCUCCCCCAAAUGGCUCAGGAGGUAAA